Messenger RNA from Humulus lupulus (European hop), 456 nucleotides. Its product is annotated as protein MOR1-like. Gene Ontology annotation, molecular function: microtubule plus end polymerase activity; microtubule plus-end binding. Bases 115 to 456 code for a protein of 113 amino acids. Lineage: Eukaryota; Viridiplantae; Streptophyta; Magnoliopsida; Rosales; Cannabaceae. Gene Ontology annotation, biological process: mitotic spindle organization; microtubule polymerization; establishment or maintenance of microtubule cytoskeleton polarity. Gene Ontology annotation, cellular component: centrosome; spindle pole; microtubule plus-end. The record is from RefSeq and is a predicted model, not a curated record. The transcript has 2 exons.
AUUGAUUUUUAGACAUUUCAAAACAAGAGACUGGCUUAUGCUGUCAAGGAAAGCACUCUUGAUAGUCUAAUUACUGAGCUCCUUCUAUGGCUGUUGGAUGAGAGAGUUCCACAUAUGGAUGAUGGCAGCCAGCUUUUAAAAGCUUUGAAUGUUCUGAUGCUAAAGAUUCUGGUUAAGACUUGCCAUUUCAUUUGUAUCUGCAUCCUUCAAAGCAUCCAUUUGUAUCUGCAAGACUUGAGGAUGGAAGAAAUUAGAAGACGUGCUGGUGCUGAUGACAAGCCAUUGCGCAUGGUGAAAAAUGUUCUACGUGAACUAGUGAAGCUUCGAGGAGCUGCUAUUAAAGGUCACCUUUCAAUGGUUCCUAUUGACAUGAAGCCUCAACCAAUAAUUCUUGCUUACAUUGAUCUUAAUCUAGAGGUAGAAGUCAACCUAAACUAUUCACUUUCUGCUUUUUGA